Molecule: messenger RNA, 4448 nt
Organism: Sardina pilchardus (European sardine)
Lineage: Eukaryota; Metazoa; Chordata; Actinopteri; Clupeiformes; Clupeidae
Product: NACHT, LRR and PYD domains-containing protein 12-like
Exons: 9
Coding region: 97-3477 (1126 amino acids)
Biological process (GO): intracellular signal transduction
Molecular function (GO): protein binding
Source: RefSeq, a predicted model, not a curated record
AGCAUGUUGGAGAAUAGGCUAAAGCCAAAGUUUUUGGUCGGCUAGUUUGACCCGACGCCAGGACAGGAUUCAGCAUUUGACAGCUGACUUUCAGUAAUGGCCGAUUCCACGUCCAGUGAGUCGGCCAUUACGGCUCAGACUGGACCUCUCCAACCCACCAUUACGGCUCAAACUGGACCUCUCCAACCCACCAUUACGGCUCAGACUGGACCUCUCCAACCCACCAUUACGGCUCAUACGGGUGGAGUUGCAGUCUUACCUCAACUACAUUCUUGCCACAUUGAAGGAUCGGUCAACAUCAACGUCAGCACAUGCUCGGCUCCUGUGCUAAAAUCAGAUGCAGAAGUCAUAGAUAUCCGCAUUAAAAGAGUGUUUGAAAAACUGAGAUCAAGUCAGAGAAUGACAUUUGGGAGCAUUUUAGAAGGCAUUUCAAAGAAAGGAACCCCAACGUUGCUCAAUGACAUUUACACAAAGCUGUACAUCCUUGAGGGCGAGAAAGAGGGAAUAAACCAUGAACAUGAGGUUUGGAACUUUGACAGCAUUUCCAAAUCACAAUCCUCUCAAGACACUCCAAUUGACCUCAAUGACAUUUUCAAACCUUUACCCAAUAAAAAUGAUCAAGAAGAUUUUCGAAUUGUGCUAACUAAAGGAAUUGCUGGUAUUGGGAAAACAGUUUCUGUGCAUAAAUUCAUCCUUGACUGGGCAGAAGAGAAAUCCAACCAGGAUGUGGACCUUAUGAUUGUGCUUCCCUUUCGAGAUCUGAACACGUUGAUCGAAGAUGAUGAAAGGUACAGUCUUCAAGAGCUGCUGGAGGAGUUUCAUCCUGGACUUAGAGAUGUCAAAGACCCAAAGGACUAUGAGAACUGUAAGAUUGUGUUCAUCUUUGAUGGUCUGGAUGAAAGCCGACUUCCUCUUGAUUUCCACAACAACAGGAGGACGUCUAAUGUAACAAAGAAGUGUUCAGUGGAUGAGCUGAUUACAAAUCUCAUACAAUCUGAUCGUCUUUUGCCAUCUGCACGUAUUUGGAUAACUUCUCGACCGGCAGCACUCCACAAAGUCAGCGACUGGACACAAGUGACACAUCGUUUGACUGAAAUUCAAGGAUUCAGUGACCCACAGAAGGAGGAGUAUUUCAGGAAGAAGAUCCGUGAUGAUAAUUUGGCUGACAGGGUUAUCUCCCAUAUCAAAACAUCUAGAAGCCUACACAUCAUGUGUCACAUCCCAGUCUUCUGUUGGAUAUCAGCGACAGUGCUUUCUUCUCCGGAGGUCUUGGACACUGCUUGCGAAAACAUCCCUACCUCCCUCACUACCGUGUACACCCGAUUUCUUCUUUAUCAGAUGCAGAAGAAGAAUGAGAAGUACUACGGCAAACACAAUACGGUGCCACUGACAGAGACAGACAUGAUGGUAAUCCUCAAAUUGGGUGAGCUGGCCUUUGCAAACUUGGAGAAACAAAACCUGGUGUUUUCUGAGAGGGACCUGAGCAAGUAUGACAUUGACGUCACUGAUGUCUCCGUACAUUCAGGAGUGUUUACAGAAGUGGUCAAAGAGGAAGAUCCCAUCUUCAAAGAGAAGUGGUACAGCUUUGUCCAUCUCACCAUACAAGAGUAUCUUGCUGCAUUCUACACAUUCUACCAGUUUUUCUCUGAAAGGACUCUCUACGCAUAUGACUAUGAAGGGGAAGGAAGACAGAGUGAUAAUACAGAGAAAACGGAAACUCUACAUGAUUUACACAAGGCUGCAAUUGGCCAGGCGCUUGAGAGCAGUAACGGACAUCUGGAUCUCUUUCUCCGAUUCCUUCUUGGGCUCUCGGUGGAUGAGAGUCUGGGGAGAUGUUUGAAUUUACAAAUAACCAGAGAUCAAGAGAGCAUCAUGAGAACCAGCCAGCUCAUUAAAAGCAAGUUCAGAAAGGACAACGAGAGAAAGUUUCUAUCCCCCGAACGUUGCAUCAAUCUCUUUCACUGCCUCACCGAACUCAAAGACAACUCAAUGGUGAAAGAAAUUCAGAGCUUCAUGAGGAAUCUUUCUGAUCAGACGAUAAGUGCAGCCCAGUGCACUGCUCUGGCCUAUAUGAUUACCGCGUCAGAUGAGGUGAUGGAGGAGUUUGACCUGAGGAAGUACAAGACAUCAAGAGAGGGUCGGAUAAGACUGAUUCCGGUUCUGGGACGCUGCGUCAGAGCUAAACUUUGUGCAUGCGAAUUGGAUCAAGAUACCUGUGACAUAUUGGUGAGGUCCAUGGAGAUGCCAUUAUCCCAACUUAAGAUACUUGACUUGAGUUACAACCCCUUGACAGAUGCUGGAGUAGAGAAAGUUCUUCAGCCACUUUUAAGCAAAAAGUGUGACCUGGAAACGCUGAGGUUGUGUGCCUGUCACAUCACCAAGAUGUCCUGUGCGACACUGGCCGAGGUCCUUCAGCAGUCGAGUCUCAGGGAACUGGACCUGAGUGGCAAUCUGUUAGGAGAUGAAGGAGUCAAGCUGCUCUGCACCGGACUAAUGAGUCCCCACUGUCGGUUAAACACACUGGGAUUGAACGACUGCAACCUCUAUAAAGGAUCAUGUGAGGCUUUGGCUCCGGUCUUGUGGUCUUUUUCGGAGCUGAAAGACUUAGACCUGUCCGACAACGACUUGCCAAACGCAGGACUGAGACGACUAUCGGUUGGAUUAAGGAAUCCCAACUGCUCCCUUCGUGUCCUCAGGCUGUCUGGUUGCCAGAUCACAGAGAGAGGCUGUGCUUUGCUUGCCUCCGCUCUCAUCAGAAAUCCCCAUCAUCUUGAAGAGCUGGAUCUCAGCUACAAUCACCCCGGAGAGUCAGGAAUACAGCUGCUGUCUGCCAGACUGGAAGAUCCACACUGCCAUCUACAGAAGCUGAACAUUGAGCAUGUUGGGGAAAGGCACCUAAAAUGGGGUUUCGAGAAAUAUGCAGUAGACCUGAAAUUUGAUUUGAGCGAUGGAGUAGACUUAUCUCGAGACAGAAAGAAAGCCACAAGAAGAAACAUGGAGGUGUUCUCCAGCCCAUUGGACUCAGACGAUGACGAUAUGUCUAUUUUGCCAAAGUCCAACCUGCAAAACUCCCAGGUGGAAGUGCAGUGUUUCCCAAGUCUGUCGGGGGAACGCUUCUACUGGGAAGUGGAUUGGACUGGUAUGGUUUUCAUUGGUAUGAGACAAAGGUUUGGUAUCAGCUCAUUUGAGAACUAUUAUCUGGCAUGCAGCAGGGAUCAGUUCAUUGCUUUCCACAACAACCGGGUCAGUACAAAGUCGGUGUCACAUUUAAAGAAGCCAAAUCCAGACCCUCAGCGGAUCGGUGUGUAUCUGGACUGGCCAGCGGGUAUUUUGUCUUUCUACAGCGUCUCUUCGGGUGAGAGGACUUUCUUGCACACGUUUCACACCACAUUUAGCGUACCCGUCGUACCUUUUUUUUCCUUUGCAAAGCCACAUCCUUAUGAUGGCAUUGGUUCAGUCACUCUUCGUACAUUUUGAAUCUGUGAAUGAGGCAAUUGCACUGUGAACACAGCAGAAAAUAUGUAUACAGAUGUGUAAUUUCCACAGAAUAAGCCUUAUUAUGUACAGUACUUCCAGGGUGAGUCCCUCAUCACUGACAUUAAAAUGUGUGCUUUUUUAAUCAAAAAGUAGCUGCAGUAGUAGUAUUAUAGCAGUAGUAUAGGCAUAAGUAUAAGUAUACGUAUAUACUUUUUUGAUACGGUGAGGGAAAUUCGUUCUCUGCAUUUAACCCAAUUUUAAUUAGUGAACACACACAGCACACAGUGAACACACAGUGAGGUGAAUCGCACACUAACCCAGAGCAGUGAGCUGCCUGCUUGGGGAGCACUUCAGCCGUGGACCGGUCGGGGAUCGAACCCUCCAGUCACAAGCUCGAAGCCCUAACCAGUGGGCCACGGUGGUAGCAGCAGUAGUAGCAGUAGUAGCAGUAGUAGUAGCAGCAGUAGUAGCAGUAGUAGUAGUACAGUAGUAGCAGUAGUAGUAGUUGUAGCAGCAGCAGCAGCAGCAGUAGUAGCAGUAGUAGUAGUAGCAGUAGUAGCAGUAGUAGUAGUUGUAGCAGCAGCAGCAGCAGCAGCAGUAGUAGUAGUACAGUAGUAGUAGUAGUAGUAGUAGUAGUAGUAGUAGUAGCAGCCUGAAUUCAUCAUGCCCCACAAAGUGAGGAAGUCAAAUGCCGUAAUUGCUGUUUUCUGUUUGAGCUGUCAAUAUCUUGUAUAUCAGACGAAAUGGCAGAACUUAACCAUCUCACUUCUCCAGUGGCAGCAGUUUUGUUGUGAACCAAAUCAACUCAAGUGCGCUCAGGUGAGGUAGAGAGGUGAGGUAGAUUGUUCCAAGUCUGAACAUGUUUUAUUAAUUCUAUUUUAUUGACUCUUUCGAUGAAACAUUUCAUUCAUUUUCUAUGGAUCAUACCUAUGAUGUGGUGAUGUUAUGAAUAAAAUGUGUUUUGAUUUUAA